This is a messenger RNA of Musca vetustissima, 2322 nucleotides long. Its product is annotated as arylphorin subunit C223-like. The transcript has 3 exons. Lineage: Eukaryota; Metazoa; Arthropoda; Insecta; Diptera; Muscidae. The record is from RefSeq and is a predicted model, not a curated record. The coding region runs from base 1 to 2322 and encodes 773 amino acids.
AUGAGAGUCGUGUUCAUACUUUUGGCCCUUGUGGGUCCUAUUAUGGCCAUAGAUGAGCAUAUCGAUGGACCCGAAGAUAUAUACAAACAAAAAUUCUUAUUUGAAAUUGUUUAUCGGGUCGAAGAUCCCUUAAUGUUCGAGGAAUACAUAAAAUUGGGUAAAAGUUUUCUAUAUCACGAGAAUGAUUAUUAUCACUCGGAAGAAUAUGCCGGAUACAGGGAGAAAUAUUACAAGGCCUAUACACAUGGAAUGACUUUGCCGAAAGGUGCCUUUUUUGGCACCAUGAUUCCCGAUCAUCAAGAACAAUUACAAGGACUUUUGGGUUUCUUGUACUAUGCCAAGACAUGGGAUAUAUUCAAGCGUAACGUAUGCUGGGCCCGUCUACAUGCAAAUGAGGCAAUGUUUGUACAAGCUCUUACUCUGACCGUAAUGCACAGCAGAUAUUUCAAGGGUCUUAUGAUGCCAAUGAUCUAUGAAAUAUUUCCACAACAUUUCUUCAAUAGUAAAUUUAUACACAAAGCUGAGCAAUUCGAUUUCAAACAUUGGAGUAAGCAGGCUAUGUAUGAAAAAGAAUACGGCGACUUAAUGGACAAUUCUAAGAGCAAUUUAAAUAGCAAAGAUUGGAAACUUUGGCAAUGGUGGAAAAUAAUGGGAUUGUCGGAAACUUGGUAUGCUGAUGAGCAGAGUACCGACGAUAUAAAAGCCUUCUGGAUGCCUGUCGAUUAUACACGCGACCUUGACUUUAUGAAUGAGGAAUCAGCAUUAUCGUAUUUUACCGAAGAUUUAGAUUGGAAUGCCUAUUGGUAUUAUUUCCAUAUGGGCUACUAUUCAUGGUUAGAUGAAGAUGCAUUUGGCUUGAAGAACGAUCGUCGUGGUGAAUAUUUUGCAUUCUUUGUACGGCAGAUACUUGCGCGUUACGCGUUGGAACGUUACUCACACAAGCUUGGUGAUAUCUCCUUGGUGCAUAGGUACAAAACUGUGAAACAUGGUUAUAAUCCUCAAUUAUCGUUUUAUAAUGGUAUUAGUUAUUCGACUCGCAGUAAUAAUUUCAAUUUGAAAAGCGAGGGUAACACGGAACUUCAUAGAAAAUUUGCCAUCUUUAGAAAACGCCUCAACAAAGCUAUUGCAGUAGGCCACUAUACCAUGGCCAAUGGUACAAUUGUCGAUUUACGCCAACCCGAAUCUAUUGAAUUCAUCGGAAAUCUAAUGCAGGGUAAUGCCAAUGCUGCAUUUGGCUCAUAUUGGUUACAGUGGGUAUAUAUGUAUUUCGCUCAAGACGAUCAUCCCGAAAUAAAUUAUCCCCACACAAUUUUAAAUUAUGAAACUAUGCUACGGGACCCUAUCUACUAUCAGACUUUAGUGAAAUUAGUCGAUCAUUUUUAUUUAUUCCAUAAAUUCCUAAAACCCUAUACUAGUGAAGAAUUAUCGAUGCCUGGCCUUGUGAUUCGGGAUGUACACAUAUCACCGCUGAUAACAUUUUUCGAUUUAUAUGAUUAUGACGUCACCAAUUUGUUAAAUGACAAAAUGUCUUUCGUAGAUGGAGAAUUUGUGUGGGAUAAGGUUUUACAGGCACGUCAAAUGCGUUUGAAACACAAAGAUUUCCACAUAACGUUUGACAUUGAAUCGGAUAAGACACAGAGAGUAGUUGUGCGCACAUUUUUAGCUCCAAAAUAUGACGACAAUGGUCGUGUAAUAUCAUUGGCAGAAAAUCGUAAACAUUUCUGGGAAAUGGAUAAAUCAAUGGUCCAGCUUGAACGUGGAAGGAAUUUUGUUAAUUUGACUUCAAACACGUUACGUCAUAAAAUCGGCAAUCGUUAUACAUACACACAGCGAUAUAAAGAUAUAAUGUUUAAUUUAGCUGAGUCUAGGUCAGAUAUUAAAUUAGUUGAUGACUACUGUGGAUUCCCGGAACGUUUAAUUUUACCACGCGGUUGGUUGCAAGGUAUGCCAAUGCAAUUCUAUUUCAUUAUUACACCCUAUACAGAGACCGGACAUUCAAAUGAAAAAAUGUGCAGUUUUGGUAAUGGUAGCCCUUACAUUGAUAAUCGUCCUUUGGGCUAUCCUUUUGAUCGUGAAAUUAAUGAAUAUGAAUUCUUUACUUCGAAUAUGUUUUUCAAAGAUGUGAAGAUCUAUCAUGAAGAUCUGUUCACUGAAAAUUUUGGUCUAACAUAUAAAGAACAAUUUGAACAUUUCAUUAUGAUUUUACAACAACAACAACUGCACACUUUACAUGCAACAAUAACAACUAUGGCCAUGACGAGCAAUACCGUUUCCCAACUACCUGUACUAACUUCCAGACAUAGUCAACAGCAGCAGCAGUAA